AUGAAGAACUCAAUAGUUGGCCCGCAGUUAACAAAGAGGUUGAGUUGGAUAUCGCUAGCUACUUUCUUAGUAGCUUCACUCCUCCUUUUAUCAAGGUUCUUUGAUCCCAGGGCUGCUGUGAGGGGCGUGGCUCAAUUGGCCGUCCCGGCCAGUCAGGAGGCAGACAACUCUACAUUUGGCAGGAUUAUCGACGCCCUGUACAAACCUCGAUUACAUCCCAUCAUAGCCGAGAACUUUACCGAUGAGAUUGGUAAAGUUUUUCGGGUUCCCGGCGAGCCGUUCUACAAGCAGAGCCUGGGAAAGCGAGUCCUGAUCCUCGAUGCCGACACCCGACCGAUGAACAAAGAGGGAGAGCUACUCAGCACCGACGGCAUGAAGUGGCCGAAGCCAGACCCAGUUUCUUCUGGGAUGCUCAGUCACUAUCUAUACUCGCGAAUCCAUGGUUACGACUACCAAUUCGUUCAAGGAGUGCAAAUCUCUGACUGGUCCAAAACCUGGUCUAAAGUCCCUGAGAUAAAAAAAGCCCUCAGGACGCACGAGUUUGUCGUUUUCCUCGACCAAGACGCCCUCUUCCGCUAUCCGACGCUGCCGCUCGAGUGGCUCCUGAACCACUGGCAGCACGACGACGAGACCAGCCUCAUGCUGGCCUACGACCCCGAACGGCCCUUCAACACCGACUCCCACGGGAAUCUGUACAUGAACACGGGCUUCAUCAUUGCGCAGAACAGCUCGCGCACGCACGACCUCAUCGACGCCUGGCUGCGCUGCCCCGAGGGCGCCGAGCACGAGGGGUGCAUGCGCUUCGCGUACGAUUGGCCGCACGAGCAGGCCGCGCUCAUGAGCUUCGUCAAGGAGUACGAGUUUACGCGCCCGGGCGACGUGCGCGCCGUGCCGUGUGGCGAGGCCAACGGCUCGCCGUGGACGGCGGACCAGCACGGCUGCCGCGGCGCGCUGGUCCGCCACCUCUGGAAGGAGGGCAAGGGGCGGCAGGCGGAUGAGCUCGUCGAUUCGGUGAUGCAGUACUUGAUGCCGGCGCUCUACGGUGACUUUCGUGAUGGACAUAAUCAGACGUUGCAGGCGGCCGCAGGUGUCGAAUCAUAG
Akanthomyces muscarius is the source of this 1101-nucleotide messenger RNA. RefSeq lists its product as uncharacterized. Gene Ontology annotation, cellular component: Golgi membrane. Gene Ontology annotation, molecular function: glycosyltransferase activity. Gene Ontology annotation, biological process: protein N-linked glycosylation. The transcript has 2 exons. NCBI's taxonomy places the organism in Eukaryota, Fungi, Ascomycota, Sordariomycetes, Hypocreales, Cordycipitaceae. The record is from RefSeq and is a predicted model, not a curated record. The coding region runs from base 1 to 1101 and encodes 366 amino acids.